CAGAAGCACCCUGCACAUCAUUAUACGCAAACACCAACCAGUAAGUUUACCACCAGGGUUCAGUUCGCCUCUGUUCUCUGUGCGAAACUCAAAUCAACGACCCAGAUCCAAUUGGAUUCAGUCACCGCCGUUCGAUCUAAUGACACCGGAGGUAGUGCUGCAGGUCGGCCUUCUGAUCCUAACCCUAGCGAUGUUCUUCGCCAUACACAAUCUCUCCAGAAACGUCCUGACCAAGCUCCGAACCAACAACCGAGCCAACCUCCAAUCGACCCGCCACUUCGUCCACGGGUCGCAUCUCCUGACCCGAGCCCGAUCCACUCCUCACAAGGCCCAAUCUCAGGCCCACGCCAAAAACGCCCUCACCGAGGCCGAGAAGGCGCUGUCUCUGUCGCCCAGGGACCCGGGCCCACACAUCCUCAAAGCCCUGUCGCUCGAUCUCUUGGGGCACAAAACCUCCGCGCUGAAAUCGCUCGACGUGGCUCUGUCGCCGCCUUGCGUGAAGUCGCUCUCGGAGAAGGAACGCGGGGACGCUUUGGUGAAGAGGGCCGAGUUGAAGCUCGGGCUGAACCGGAGGCGCCGGGUGGACUCGGCGGUUGAAGACCUGGUGGAUGCGGUCAAGCUGGGUCGGGCGGAGGGGGAUGCGACGGCAUUUUGUCUUUUGGGUCAGUGUUACGAGUGGAAGGGCAUGAGGGAUGAAGCCAUAGACGCAUUUGAGCGGGCCUUGACGGUUGAUUCCGGGUCGGAUUUGGCCCGUCAAGGCUUGGAUCGCUUAGGAUCCUAGCCCAUGAGAUUGGGUAUGAUUUGAUGGAUUGUAUUAACUUUUCGGGUUUAAAGGCCCAUAUUUUUGUAAUAUUUGUGAGAUUUGUUUUCCUUGAGCAGCAGUAUAUAGUGAAUUUUCUUUCUCAUGGUAAAAAUAUACAGAAUAAACAUCUGUUGUA
Messenger RNA from Pyrus x bretschneideri (Chinese white pear), 938 nucleotides. RefSeq lists its product as uncharacterized. Gene Ontology annotation, molecular function: protein binding. Bases 140 to 781 code for a protein of 213 amino acids. The transcript has a single exon. Lineage: Eukaryota; Viridiplantae; Streptophyta; Magnoliopsida; Rosales; Rosaceae. The record is from RefSeq and is a predicted model, not a curated record.